AUGAAAGAUAUUUUAUAUAGGGGAAAUACCAAUCAAGUAGAACAUUUAUUAAGAAAGAGAUUAGGCCCAACUGCCUCUGCUAGUUAUGUAUAAUUUGAGGCUGGUUUAAGAGAUGAUCUUUAAAAGGAUAAGAAAUUAGUCGAAUUGGAAAGAAAAUGGAAUAAUAUUCCGUUUAAAGACCGAAAAGAAUUCCCAAAAUUCCUUCCUAAAUUGAAAGAUGAGCUUUAAAUGAGAAAAACAGCUAAAUUAUCAGGGGAAAAAAUAAAUUUAUAUCAUGAUGGAUUUGAUAGAUAUCUAGCUUUACCGAAAUUUAAUUAGAAAUUAAAAGAAAAAAAUAUCGCAGCUAAUAUUCAUUUACUUACUCCAGAUGCUUUUACUUCUACAGUAUAAUGGGAGACUUCUUUAAGGUCAUGA
Ichthyophthirius multifiliis is the source of this 414-nucleotide messenger RNA. RefSeq lists its product as hypothetical. Lineage: Eukaryota; Ciliophora; Oligohymenophorea; Hymenostomatida. The record is from RefSeq and is a predicted model, not a curated record. The transcript has a single exon.